AUGAUUAAGCAAAUUAUUUUAUUACUAGCGCUAAUUUCUUCAGUGCAUCUAAGCGUAAUUCCCUUGGACGGACUGGUGCUAUUUAGACGAGCUGACUGGCGCCCAACGACACAGCAUUUGUUGAAAGUUGUGUUUAGUCAAAUUGCAUUUUUUAUCGGCAUCGACAUGUUUAAGCAAGUUAUUUUAUUGUUUGUGUUAAUUUCUUCGGUGCAUCUAUUACAAUUGAAUAACCCGUGGCUUCAUAGACGACUUUCAGAUGACCAGAGCUGUGUACCAAAUACGGUUAUCAAAGUUUCUUGUAAUAUAUGCCACUGCUCCCCAGAUGGUAGAAUUGUUGGAUGUAAGCCUGUGCUAUGCAAUGAUGAUGUAUAUUUUCCCUCGAGAGGC
Molecule: messenger RNA, 387 nt
Organism: Brenthis ino (lesser marbled fritillary)
Lineage: Eukaryota; Metazoa; Arthropoda; Insecta; Lepidoptera; Nymphalidae
Source: the annotation of a GenBank genome assembly